AAAGGCAGCAGCGGUCCAGGGCUCUGCCACCAUUGGUCUCCGUUCAGACAUUUUAAACAGAAUUUAAACGAAUCGUCCCAGUCCAUUUCACGUAUACCUUCGACUGGGAUUCCACCAUCGCUGAUUCCUAUUUACGUUUUUCUCUGAACCGGAAGACCUAAAUGAAAUCAAAGUUCGCAGGGAGGUGACAUCUAGCUACUCCACACCUGACUUCAUUGAAUUGGGUUUUACAACAAUUAGCAUUUGUUUUGGUCCCAUCCUGACACAGUAUUAAACACGCCCAACUUUCAGUCAGAAGCAGCUGGACUCACUCGUAUAAAUCUGCAGGCUUACGGUUACGAGCUGGCGCAGGUUGUGGGUUGUCCGUGGAUAAUGCGAGACAGUGGCGGUAGCCUGGCCCAGAACUGCUGGCAAGGCGACCUGGGUCUUACGGCUGUGGGGCAGGAUGAUAUAGGGGGAGGUGGGAUUCCUGGAGACCACCUCAUAGUCCCAGUGUCAGGUCACAGUGUACAGAGUCCCAUGCACCUCAGACUGGGGCAGAAAGAGAAAGUAUGGACACGCAAUGUAGAUGAGGAGGAGGAGGAAGGGGGUGGUAUUGAGCCAAUAGGUGACGAGGAAGAAGAAAACUAUCUGGAUGGGGAGGACAAGGGUGAGUUUGAAGGCAAAGAUUGGGAUAACAUUGAGGAGGAAGACGAAGAAGAGGAGGUGGAAGAGGAAGGAGACCAAGCAGAGGUGCAGUGGGAGAUCCCUGACUUUCCUUUUCAGUCCACCCAUCACUCUAAUUCACAACAACUUCAACAUUAUGGACCACAACAGAAGGCAGAAGAAGGUUGUGUUGUCAAUGUAGAGGAGACUCUCUCCCAGGCCGGAGUAGGGGGCUUGUUCAGGCCCCACCUCAGCCGGUACAGGGCUCUGAGGAGGUUCAGGCGCUGGCAGCGUUUGCGAUCUCAUGGAGGUCUUCAAUUUCGGUUAAGUCAGCACUGGAAGAGCUGGCGCCAGCGUGCUCAGUGGAUAUGCUUUCUAGGGCACCAGUGGAGUCGGAAGGGGAAAAGCUACAAUCUGUAUGGAAAACAGAGGAGGAUAAAAAGGUAUCAACAAUCCCCCUACACAGAUGGAGAGGAUGACAGCAACAAUGAGAGGUUCAAAGAGUCUGACAAAGAUAACCAAAUAAAUGGGCUCUCUCCAGACAACCAAGAGGACAGAGGGAGAAGGGAAGCUGUUGUCAAACCUUUGGAACUUGCUCUCAACGAAGAACACAUGAGCUGUGUGACAGGUAUUCUCGAGGAGUCUCUACACCAGUAUGGCAGUUUGAUCCCCAUCCAUGUGGAUGACAUCGUGGAGAAGCUUCAAGACAUCUUCAGUGAGAGCUUCUCACAGCCGAACAGGAAAGCAUUGGUUCAGCACCUAAUACAGUCCUUCCAGCGUUCAUCAGGAUCAGCAUUGGCUAAAACAUUUCGAGUCAACUACAAACGCCACGUUCUGACUAUGGAUGACCUGGGCACUCUGUAUGGACAGAACUGGCUCAACGACCAGGUUAUGAACAUGUAUGGGGACCUGGUCAUGGAUUCUGUGCCAGAGAGGGUUCACUUUUUCAACAGCUUCUUUUAUGAUAAACUAAGGACAAAAGGAUAUGAUGGAGUCAAACGGUGGACAAAAAACGUGGACAUCUUUCAGAAGGAUCUGUUGUUGAUCCCCAUCCACCUAGAGGUUCACUGGUCGCUGGUCAGUGUUGACAUUCCUCGUCGAGCCAUCACCUAUUUUGACUCUCAGCGAACCCUCAACAGACGCUGCCCGAAGCACAUUUUUAAGUAUCUGCAAGCAGAGGCCAUCAAGAAAGACCAACAAGACUUUUUGACGGGAUGGAAAGGCUUUUUUAAAAUGAAUGUGGGUCGUCAGAACAAUGACAGUGACUGUGGGGCUUUUGUGCUACAGUACUGCAAGUGUCUGGCACUUGGGCAGCCAUUCAGCUUUGGCCAACAGGACAUGCCACGGCUGAGGAGGCAAAUGUACAAAGAACUAUGUCACUGCAAGCUCAUUCUGUGACCAACCCCCUAAAACCAAGCCCACCAUCUCCAGAUGCUCCCACCCCUAACCCCAACAAGAUGGAUGGACAAUGAUAUAACAAGAAGAGGACAAUGAGCAUAUGAUUGACUGGAAAAAGACAAACUUUUGAAAAACGUUAUUUUUCUCUGCCAAUAUCCAGAGAAAUUACUUCUACUGUAGGUGAUGUUAUUAUUUUGCUUUUUUGUCUCCCUUUGCUUCCCUUCACCCCCCCUUUGAACCCUCUGAUUUCAUUUCCAUGGUUAUUCCUUUGUGGUUGACAGAGGCCAAGACUAGCUUCCGGUUUGGAAAUGUGCUCAUCUUCCAUCUUUUUGUAUACCAUAUCUAUUUUUCUGUCUGAAUGGGAGCAUGGAAAAAAGAUUAUGGUUGGCUUUUUAAAGAAUCCAGCCCAGAUGAAGGCCUGAAUCACAAUUAGUCUGACUGCUACUUAAACGGAAGAUGCAUAAAUAGUAAGUGCAGAGGUGGUGUGAAGAAGAUUUGAACAAGUCUGUGUACGCUUGUUGUUAAGUAGUACCAGUGGAUUUCCGUGCCUACCAUCCAUCCACUCUAUACAUCAAUUGUGUUCCAUUCCAAGUGUUCAGUCUGAAACUCUGAGCCAACGUCUUUUGAAGAAAAAGUAGAAAUACACUCCCCCAUGCUACAGUCAAUGUUAUGUUGAAGAUGCAUUCUAGUCAGCACAUAAUGUUUGCCGCUGUAGUGCAACGUGACAUUUCCAAUGUAUAAUAUUUGCUUAUUCAUUUUCUAGAAGAUGUUAAGAUGGAUUUAAACUGAUUCUGAAAAUGGAAACAUGUUGACGUCCGAAAAUGGCAAAACAAGCUCUCCUGGUGCUUUUUUUUCCCUGAAGGAAACAAGUAGUAAAACAUAAUCCUUGAAACACGUUACAUAUUGACUCUUUUUGCCAGAAACCUCCUCAGCCACCAUCUUUAUUCCCAGUCAUACAAGUGGAACAUAUGCACAUGGGAGAUUAGAUCUGCAUCUGUUGAUCA
Limanda limanda (common dab) is the source of this 3047-nucleotide messenger RNA. RefSeq names its product SUMO specific peptidase 3b (gene senp3b). The transcript has 12 exons. NCBI's taxonomy places the organism in Eukaryota, Metazoa, Chordata, Actinopteri, Pleuronectiformes, Pleuronectidae. Gene Ontology annotation, biological process: protein desumoylation. The coding region runs from base 373 to 2043 and encodes 556 amino acids. The record is from RefSeq and is a predicted model, not a curated record. Gene Ontology annotation, molecular function: deSUMOylase activity. Gene Ontology annotation, cellular component: nucleus.